Strongyloides ratti is the source of this 1695-nucleotide messenger RNA. Its product is annotated as Homeodomain-like-containing protein. The transcript has 3 exons. The record is from RefSeq and is a predicted model, not a curated record. Bases 1 to 1695 code for a protein of 564 amino acids. Lineage: Eukaryota; Metazoa; Nematoda; Chromadorea; Rhabditida; Strongyloididae.
AUGAUUCCAAUAAGAAUCGCGGGUACCCAACCUCCACAAGGGUUUAACUAUACAAAUAUCUUUGAUCCAUCAUCUUCCUUACAAAAUAUUUCAAGAAAUAUAAAUCCAAACAAAAGAAGAUUACCAAGUCUUGAUGAGGAUGGUUAUGAGGAAAAUCGGGUCACAAAAACAAGAAAAUUAAAAAUAUACUCAUUAGAGAAUAAACUUGAUAUCAUUGAUUAUGCCAAAGUUAUUGGUAAUCGGGCUGCUGGCCGUGAAUUCAAUGUUGCUGAGAGUAGUAUUAGGGAAUGGAGGAAAAAUGAAUCUAAAAUUAAAGAUAAUUAUAAGAAAGAAUUACUCAAAAAUAGUGAGUCUAAUGAAUUAUUAAAGGCACGAGAAAUUCUUAGUCAACAACUUGAUACGCAAUUGAUUGAUUUUAUCAACGCAAAAAAUGGUAAAGUAACAUGGUAUGAUAUAAAAUAUAAGGCAGAAGAACUAGAAUGUCAAUAUAAAUGUGUUACUCAACUUGAUAUAACUAAAACACCUAUUAAUAUGGGAUGGGUAUCAAGAUUUAUGAAAAGAGUUAUGACAAAAAUACCACAUGUACCACCACCAUCAAAUAGUAAUCAUAAUCUUGUACAAAAUAAUCAAAAUAAUUUCCAAAAUGGUAAUGUAUCUCAAGAAAUUAAUAAUAGUAAUCCAAUUCUUCCACCAAGUAUUUUACAAUUUUUAAAUAUUCAACAACAGCAAAGAGUUACAACAAAUAAUAAUAAUAAUUUACAAAGUUCACAACAACAAUCAUUUAUACUUGAUCAAAAUGUUAUUACAAAUUUGAUACAUCAAUUUAAUCUUCAAAAACAGCAACAGCAACAAAAUUGUAUUCUUAGUGCAUUAUUAGCAUCUCAACAGAAUUCUAAUAAACUUCCAAUAAAUUAUUCCCCUUCAUCCAUAUCUACAAUCAAUAAUAACAAUACUAAUACUACUAUAAAUAGUAAUGGAAUGGCAAAUCAUCAAAUAAAUCCUUUACAUCUUCAAUCAUUACUACAGGUAGAAAAUCUUAAUAUCCUUCAACUGAUAAAUAAUAUUACCAAUGGAAAGAUAAAUAAUUUUUCAAAUGUAGGAAUUUCACAACCAACACCAAAUAAUAAUUCUACAACAAUAUCAAUAGGUGGUAAUAAUAAUAAUAAUAAUAUUAUUUCAUCAUCAACAAUCACUUCAUUUGAUGGAAAUAAUAUAAAAUAUCCAUUAAAUAAUACUACUAAUAGUAAUAAUAAUAAUAUUUUAAAAAAUCUUUUACCAUCAGAAACAGAAAUGAGUGAUAUUCAAAGGAUGAUAUUAAAUGCUAAUAUUAUGAUAUCAUCAUCAAAUAAUAAUAAUAGUAAUAUAAAUACAAUACUUACUAAAAAAUCAACUAUUCAUAAAUGUAGAAGAAAAGGGUGUACACCAAAGAAAACUUUAUCACCCCAAUUACCUGGAACAUUAAAAUUUUGUAGUAAAAAAGAUAUUAAAAAUUGUAUUCUUAAAGAACAGGAAGAUAUAAUAAAACAAAGUGAUACAGAAGAUAGUAUGGGUGGUUGUGAUAGUAGUAGUAAAACUUCUGAUCUUGAUUCUGUUAGCAGUGAAAGUAGAAAAAUGGAAAUUGAUGUUGUCGUUAAUAAUAAAGAUGGUUUAAAUAAUACUCCAUCUACUAGUGGGAAUCUAUUUAAUCAUGAUUAA